Molecule: messenger RNA, 1652 nt
Organism: Saccostrea cuccullata (small rock oyster)
Lineage: Eukaryota; Metazoa; Mollusca; Bivalvia; Ostreida; Ostreidae
Product: ubiquitin carboxyl-terminal hydrolase 22-like
Exons: 12
Biological process (GO): protein deubiquitination
Molecular function (GO): cysteine-type deubiquitinase activity; zinc ion binding
Source: RefSeq, a predicted model, not a curated record
CGACUGCGCAUAAUCUUUGUCAGGUUUUUUGUCGCAAGAAAUCUGUUAUUUCAAAAAAAUGAAACAGAGGAUUUGCAACCAGAAGGGCACUUUAUUAUGACUAUGACAAGUUGUCAGCACAUAACUGAGUACAAGUCUAAAUAUGGAACCAACCAAUUUCGAAUAAUUCAUGCAUAUUUUAUCGCUACUUCAUCGGACAGUGCAAGGCAAAGAAAGGGAAAGUCUGGGGUAUGUCACACCUGCCGCUUCCCAUCCUUCAGACUCCAUGCCUGUCUGUAUUGUGUAUUUUUUGGCUGUUACACGACCAAGCACAUCCAUGAGCAUGCAUUCUCCAAGAAUCACAAUUUAGCUGCUGACAUGACAUAUGGGACGAUUUAUUGCUUUGAAUGUGGAGACUAUGUUUAUGACAAAGAACUGGAAAGCAUUGCUCAUAUCCAAAAUGAGAAAGCUGCCAAGUCUUUAGGGAUGAAAACAUACAAUUUCAUAGCAUGGGAACCAACUGAUGUAGAGGUUGAAAUUCUUAGACAGAAUCCCAAGAGGAGAAAAGUAGAAAAUAAAUCAACUAUAGGAUUGAGAGGGCUAAUUAAUUUAGGAAAUACCUGUUUUAUGAACUGCAUUGUGCAAUCAUUGAUUCACACCCCGGUGCUACGUGACUUUUUCCUUGCUGAUAAGCACAAUUGUCAAAUGACCUCAGUAGAAGCUCAACAGUGCCUUGUUUGUGAGAUGGCAAGGCUUUUCCAACAGUUUUAUUCUGGCAAUAGAACUCCCCAUAUUCCGUAUCGUCUAUUACAUUUGGUCUGGACCAAUGCUCGACACCUGGCUGGCUAUGAACAACAGGACGCUCAUGAGUUUCUGAUCGCAGCACUUGAUGUGCUGCAUCGGCACUGUAAAGGUUACUCAGAUAAUAAGUGUUUAUCCAUCAACAAGUUCUUCACAGGGAGAAAUGGAAUGGCUUCAGGGAAUCCACAUCACUGUAACUGCAUCAUCGACCAAAUCUUUACUGGUGGUUUACAGUCAGAUGUCACAUGUCAGCAGUGCAAUAAUGUGUCAACCACAAUAGACCCAAUAUGGGACAUUUCUCUUGACCUGGGACCAGGUGCCAUACCAAAUGCUCUCCUUAAUGUUAAUAACUCCAGCUCAUCCCCAAGUUCAGGUUUUACAAAUAGUCCAGGAACUUAUGAACCUACCUCAUUAUUAGACUGCUUAAAAAGAUUUACAAAGCCUGAGCACUUAGGCAGUUCAGCUAAAAUCAAGUGUAGUACGUGUCAUAGUUACCAGGAGUCCACUAAACAGCUGACUAUGAAGAAGCUGCCAAUAGUGGCCUGUUUUCAUCUCAAGAGAUUUGAGCACUUAACAGGCCUUCACAAGAAGAUCUCAACUUUUGUAUCAUUCCCCGAGGAGCUGGACAUGACCCCCUUCAUGUCCUCCUCCCGAAAUAAUAACAAUGGCUACAGGAACCAAAUCGUACAGGAAUCUGCCAAAGGGCUUUCAUGUGAUAACAAAUAUUCAUUGUUUGCUGUUGUGAACCAUAUGGGUACAAUAGAAUGCGGCCACUACACCUGUUUUAUCCGACAACACAAGGACCAGUGGUUCAAGUGUGACGACCACCUCAUCACGAAGGCAACACUUAAUGACGUGCUUAAAAGUGAAGG